Chiloscyllium plagiosum (whitespotted bambooshark) is the source of this 5439-nucleotide messenger RNA. It is a transcript of the gene zgpat, whose product is annotated as zinc finger, CCCH-type with G patch domain. Gene Ontology annotation, biological process: negative regulation of transcription by RNA polymerase II. Gene Ontology annotation, cellular component: nucleus. Gene Ontology annotation, molecular function: metal ion binding; DNA-binding transcription repressor activity, RNA polymerase II-specific; RNA polymerase II cis-regulatory region sequence-specific DNA binding. The record is from RefSeq and is a predicted model, not a curated record. Lineage: Eukaryota; Metazoa; Chordata; Chondrichthyes; Orectolobiformes; Hemiscylliidae.
CCUGGUGUUGUGUGAUUUUUGAACAUUUUUCCCCAGUGUGAGUUCAGCCACAGGUCAGAGGUUGCUCGCUGCCUUUUCCUUCCGGAGUUAUUGUCCCUGUUGAGGGAUGGCGGCGGGAGCUGAACAAUUGUGAUCGCUGUCAGUGUGGCUCCGUAGCGCUGGCCAUGGACGAGGCGAGCCUGGAGGCGGCCAUCGAGGUGUACAAGGCCCAGCUGCAGCAGGUGGAGGCGGCGCUGGGAUCCGGGGCCCAAGCCGAUGCUCAGGCCGACCUGCUCCAGCUCCAGGCCGACCUGCAGCAGUUGGUCGCCCUGACCGAGUCCAGCCUCCUAUCGGUCCGCAAGAGCCAGCUCCUGGAGCAGCUACAGCGAGGCGCCUCGUCGCCGGAGCCCGAGGCCCAGCCGGGGCUCGACGCCGAAUACGCCGCUUUCCAGGCGGCCCUGGGCGAGGCCGAGGGGAGCCGGGAGCCGGGGAGCGGCGAUGAGGCCGAGGCCGAGGCUGAGGCUGGGGAGAUGAGCGGCGCCAAGGUGCGGGCUCCUUACCGCCCUGCCUGGGGCCCUGUGCAGUAUCACAACGCCAUGGUGGUGGGUGUGGAGGCUGACCAGCCGCCCGAGCCCACAGUCCGUGUCCUGUGGAUCCACCCGACCCAGAGAGCCAUGAAACCCUGCCCCUUCUACCUGAGUGGGACCUGCCGCUUCCUGGACUCAUGCAGGUACUCCCAUGGAGAGGUGGUAGCUAUGUCUGAACUACGUGAAUUUGAAGAAUUGGACCUAAGUCCACUUGAGGUGGGGUCAGCCUGUUUAGCGAAAUAUGAAGAUGAGAUUUGGUACCCAGCUAAAAUCCUAGAUAUUGACAAUGGUUAUUUUACAGUAAAAUUUGAUUCCUUGCUUCAAAAGGAGAUUGUAGUGGAGGGAGAUGGGAUCAUGCCAAUACCUCAGGCUGAUGAGUCUUCCUCCUCUAGCUCUGAGGAUGAAGGAGAGCUUGGUUAUGCAAAAGUUUUGGAUGAAAAGUCUGUGUCAUGGGGAAAUUGGAGUCCAGCUUGCAGCUCUUCAUUUGCUGGUUGGGAAGCUCAUACUCGGGGAAUAGGAUCUAAAUUAAUGGUUAAACUGGGUUACGAAUUUGGAAAAGGUUUGGGGAAGAAUGCUGAUGGUCGAGUGGAGCCUGUACAAGCAGUGGUUUUACCUCCGGGAAAAUCCCUCGAUCAAUGUGCUGAAAUCCUGCAAAAAAAGCGGGAAGGAAAACUGAACCAUCUGCACAAAAAGAAGUACAAGAGGAAAAGCGAAGGAGGCUCCCAUACUGUUAAAGAAAGAAAACCUUGUCAGACUGUAUUUGACUUUUUGAAUGACAAACUUCAAAGUACUGGUCAGACUAGCAGUUCACCAGUUCCGACUGGAUUCCCCAUGAGAGAAAAAAGUAGCAAAGAACGUUAUAGGGGUACUAAAGGCACAAAGAAAGCUCUAAAUAUCCAUCUUUUUCAAAUAACAGAGAAGAUUGAACAUACAGAAAAGGACAUUGCAAGAAUUAUGGAGGCACUUGCAAGAAAUGUUGGAAGAGACAAAGCAGUAACCACCCAUCUGGAAGAGAAGUUAUCUAAUGCAAAGAAGCAAUUGUCCUAUCUAAAAUCUCAAGAAUCAGGGGCCCAACAAGAACAAAGGAAAGCAGACACACACAAGAAAAUGACCAAAUUCUGAUUUAGUAAUUCAUUGUUCUUUGAUAUAUUUUAAAAGUGGACAGUGUGCACAGCAUUUUUUGCUGUAAGGUGUAUCUGUUUUAAUUAAUGUAAAAUGGUUCUUGUGGUUUGUGUUAUUUUGUAUUUGUCGUUUUGAACGUUUUGCAAUUCAGCGCUAAGACUAAUGAUAAAAAUCAUUUGUGUUAUUAGACAAGGUUGCAGCACAUCCUGAUCACAACUGCUUUGGUAACCCUUUAAAAGCUGAUAUUAUUUAAGUUGAUAUUGUAAAUUUAUUCCGUUGGCAAUAUAACAUUGCUGCCUUCAAUGCCUUUUCUUCUGUACUUAAAACAACCAUCUAUUGAACUUAAGCCAGAUUUGAAUUGUUCUGAUAGUACUUGGGAAAUAACAGGCUGUAAUACAAAACUUUCCUUUUUGAAGUGGCAGUGUUUCUGCCGCCAUGUCAAUAUCUUUGAAAAUUCAUUUGCACAUGCGAAAUACCACGUUAAUUGAAAAUGUAAUUUAAGGUUUUAGGCAUUGCCUCAUUCCCAAGUGGACAUGUAAUAUAUUUAUAUUGUCCUGGAAACUUAUAGCUGUUUGAUAUUACAAAAUAGAUAUUAUUUAAUUUUUGACUUUGUGUGAUAAAGUACUCAAUAAGAACAUGGAAGGGUCAUCCACAAAUGAUAAAGUAGAGAGAGAGAUCCAAAAUUAAUAGCAGUCAGGGUGAGACACAAGGGAUGUUGCAGAGGUAGAGUGAGACAAAGUCAUGGUUAAUUUUGAACAUGGAUUUUCUAUGAAGAAAAUAAUGUUUUUUUUUAAAGUAAUGAGGUAGGUGAGAAUAUGGAGUUAUCAGAUCAGCUAUGAUUAAUUGGAUGGCCAAGUGGACUGAGGGGGCUGAGUGGUCUACUUCUGCUCUUAAUUUGUGUGUUGAUGCUAUUGUUCAGGGACUAAAAUGGAGGUGUGCAUGUGCAGGCAGUAGAUGGUUAGGUUGUGAGUGGACCGGAUUUUUUUAUUUAAGGAGGAAGUUGAUGAGCACAUUUUAGAAAUCUGGAGGCAGCAGUAAUAUAAAUGAAUAAUCAUUUUUUCGUGCCUCAAGAUGUCUUCCACUGAACAGGUUUUGGUGUUUUAGAGAUUAACUGACAGAUUUCAAGCACUAAAUGGAAAAUGAUUUCAGGAACCUUUUAUGAUAUUUAGUCAACAAUGGCAAAUGUCAAUGAAAAGUUAUAAAAUUUAAUAAACACAUUUAGGAAGAAAAACAGUAGAGAAAGCAGAUUUUUCUCAUGCCCAUUUUAGCUGAAAUCUGCUUGUACCUUUUAAUUGGAAGCUGUAUUUCCACAUUUAGUCAUCUGUACAUUUUGAAAUGAUGACUUCUGUUCCAAGUCAUUAAUUAUUUUCCACUAUUCUUGCUUUCUGUCUGAAGCAAUUUCAUAUUUAAGAUGCCAUUACCUUUAAUCGUAAGUACUUCAGUUUUGCUUAUAAGUCUCUUGCAUGGCAUUUAGGAAAUCCAACACCAUACCAGUGAACAAAAAGAAAAACCAAUUUCUCGUGCAAAUCUGAAUUAACACCAGAAAAUGUUUGACGUGUAGCAUAUCUAUUAACAUCUAACUAAUAAAAUCCUUUCGUUGAGUUGCUACCUAUUGCUUGACUUAAACAGCAAUGUAUUUAUUUUUCUUUUCAAAUGAUGACAGACUAACUUUUCUGUGGACUCCUUGCAGUGCCUUAUAUGAAGAAGAAACUCAUGCUCUGAGAAUCUGCAAGAUCCAAAUUUACCUGGAUACAUGACUAACUUAAUGGGGAGGAGCUCUUGACGCCACUGCACUGUCUACCCUCCCCACCUACACCGAUAAUAAAAUAGUAAAGUUAAAUACUACAGGACUAAGUUUUUAAUUAUUGUAAAACGUCGAUAAGAGAAACUGGGAGUUUGAGAUUAGGUUGGGAAAGAGAAGCUGUGGAGGGCACAUCGCUAGGUCUGAGUCAUGAUGGCGUUUUAUGUGAUUAGCAUAGGCUACUCAACAUUCAGAUGCUGACCAUAAUUUGCCACCCUCAACAUUGCAGAACAAUGUUUUUAAUUGAUGUGGGAAUUCAUCCAGUUUCUUAGAGCUGCCUGUGAUCAACUGGAGGCAGAAUGGAAUCCACCAGAGAUGUUCAGCAUCACUGUGAAACAGGGAGCAAUAGGAAUAUUCUCUUAAAUCUACACUCAGGUAAAUAUUUGUUUCACAAGCUUCGCUUUUUGGUGGUAGCUUCUAGCAAUUCCUUUGAAAACCAUGGGCUACACUGCAUGUAAACUUUUUUCCUGAACACAAUUGGGCCUGGUAGCAGCUGCAUUGAGGACAAAAGGAACAUCAACAGGCAGUAAGCCCAUAUCUGAUAAAAUAAUGACUCUUUGCACAUAAAACUGGUAUUUAUCAACAAGUUUCUAGUUCAGUAAUUCUGCUGAGAGCAAGACAAAGACAUGACAUGAGUUAUGACAAUGCAUUUUGCAACCUUGUGUCACAAAGUUCUUUGCAGCCAAUGAUAUACUUUUGAAUUGUCGUCCCUGUUGUAACGUAAGAAGCAUGGCAGCUGGCCACAUUACCCAAUAUUGGUCAUGACUCCAAAAAGCAAUAUAGGCAUAUUCAGGCCAGAUAAUCCUAAAUUACACCCAGCUCAGUCACACUGACAAUGUCGUUCUCACUAAAAUGUGGGAAUAUCUGCCUGAGAUAGUCAAUUUUACAGAAUCAUGCCCUUAAGCAAACUUUCAACAUUUCAUUGUCAGCAUUCCUAAGUAUACCUAAUCUUGCCAAUAGAAAAAGUCCAUGAGCUGUGUUGACACUCGAUAAUAAUCAGGAAGACAUAGCCGAGAAAUUCACAGCACUGUCUCGGAAUCUUUUAAAGUCUUAUGGCAUCAGAUUAAAUAUGAGUUAGGAAACCUGCUAGUUACUACCUAUCACCCUCUGUCAGCUAAUGAUAAAUCAGUACUUCUUCCUGUUUAAUUUUUUUUAAUAAUGAACUUGCUGUUUUGAUGGCUACAGCAAAUUGUUCAUUGAGUGAAGUAGGACCAAUGUCAUUUCCCAUCCGAUUCUAAAACAAGCACAUUACCGUUUUAUUAGUCUGUCUUACUGGGUGACUGAAAAUUGUCCAUAGCCAGAAUGACGAGGUAUUUUUCAGACAUCUUAAAAGCACAGGAACCAGCCUGUGAAAUUUGUCAUGUUUGUAUCCUUGGAUUCUCCUGCUCCUCGGUUGCUGCCUGAAUGGUUGUGCUUUUCCAGCACCACACACGUUGACUCAUGUUUAUAUCCAUGCAACCCAUGAGAAAUACUACCAUAAUUUUAUCCUCCUCAUUAUUGGAAGUACUUGCUUUGUUAUUCCUGUUGAUGCAUAAAGCUGAGAAGGUCAUUAUUUACAUUUUCAUUUUUAUUAAUCUUGUUAGGAUAUUUAUACUUCAGGUACAGAAAUAAGACUGAAGUGGAUUUUUGUCUGUUACCUGUCUGGAAAAUGGGUGCCACAACAACUGCUUUUUACCCCUCAGACUACUUAAGCAAGAUAAAAUGUAUUGAAGACAUCAUGAGGAAAUGUGUGAAAAACACUAUCUCUUGUCAAUGUGGUGUUCAUUUUUGGAGUUACUUGUUCUGUCUUCACCAAUUGUAUUGACACAAUUAUUACAUACAUAGCUCCCCAUGUUUACAGCUUACAUUGCACUGUUAUUAUAGUAGUGCCUGGAUUUUUAUUACAUUUGUUCUUUGUACUUCUGGCAAGAUGCAGAGUUUUGAUCAAUGAAUAAAACAACUGGACAUACA